UGUUUUUGUUUCUUCGCUCAUUACUUCAGUGAGCAGCGAGCGUAGCGUAUAGAGGAGGGAUAGUUCUCAGCGCGCUGUGCCAAUACUACGUUUUAUGUGUAUUUUAAACUGUUUUAAAGUAACGACUCGUAGAACACACGUAGAACUUUCUGAAAUGCUGUAAUUUCACGACACACGUGGGGUUUUCUUUCUUAUUUGAGUGAGAGACAUUUCCAACGAAUCUUUUUGAGAACUCACCUCCCGGGAGACAGCUCAACUUUGGGCUGGCGACCUUAUGUGGAUUUUACUAAAAAUAUGGAGCGGAUCCCUGGUCUCUCUUCGGCCAAGUCACUAAUAUUCGUCUUCUGCUUUAUCCACCUCUCCUUGGCUCUGCAGUGUAUGGAUGAUAAGGCACCGUGUGUGAACAAUGCUACGUGUCUGGCCUUUGCUAAUGGCACUGAAUACUGCAGGUGUGCAACAGGCUUCCUGGGUGAGUACUGCCACCACAAAGACCCUUGUCAACCUGGCUUCUGCCUGAAUGGGGGGAACUGCUCAGUGUCCAUGUCAGCUGGUGUACCUGUACCAGACAGCGCCACCUGCACCUGUCCUCUUGGCUUCACUGGACAGCACUGCCAAACGCCCCAGAACUCUGCAUGUUACCCCAACAACCCCUGUGCCAACCAAGGUGACUGCAUCCUGUUGUCCCUCGACAAGUACAGGUGCGAGUGUCAGAGAGGAUGGACAGGGCCACGUUGUGAGCAUGAAGACAGCUGUCUAUCAAGUCCCUGUGGCAACGGUGGAAAGUGUACCUCUCUGUCUGGAAAUGGACAGAUAGAGAGGUACACGUGUUCUUGUCCUCCUGGAUACACAGGUCCUCGCUGCCUUAAUGACACAAAUGAAUGUGCUGCCACGCCCUUUAUAUGCCAGAAUGAAGGACAAUGCAUCAACACCCCUGGCUCCUACAAGUGUGUCUGUGCCUUGGGGUUUACCGGUCGACAUUGUGAAAGCUCAUACAUCCCUUGCUCACCUUCCCCGUGCCUAAAUGGAGGCACCUGCCACCAGAGCUCUGAAAGCAGCUACUCAUGCCACUGCCUUCCAGGUUUUAACGGGACUAACUGUGAAAACAAUAUUGAUGACUGUCCGGGUCAUCAGUGUGCCAAUGGAGGAACGUGUAUGGAUGGAGUCAACACCUACAACUGUCAGUGUCCUCCAGAGUGGACGGGUCAACACUGUACAGAGGAUGUGGACGAGUGUCAUCUGCAGCCAAACACUUGCCAGAAUGGAGGUACUUGCAGCAACCUGAUGGGCAGCUACGUCUGUGUGUGUGUUAAUGGCUGGAGUGGACACGACUGCUCUGAAAACAUUGAUGACUGUGCUACAGCUGCGUGCAGCGCAGGCUCCACAUGCAUCGACCGUGUUGCCUCUUUUCUCUGUAUCUGCCCUCAUGGAAAGACAGGUUUGCUUUGCCAUCUAGAGGAUGCCUGUAUCAGUAGCCCCUGUAGAACGGGCUCUCAUUGUAACACCAACCCCAUUAGUGGCAUGUUCAACUGUAACUGUCCACCUGGAUAUGAAGGCAGUACCUGCAACGACGACAGAAACGAAUGCAUCAUUGGUGCCAACCCUUGCGAGCAUGGUGGUCAGUGCGUCAACACUGAUGGCUCCUUCACCUGUCACUGUCUUACGGGAUACGCUGGGCCGCGCUGUGAGCAAGAUGUAAACGAGUGCGCCUCGAACCCCUGCCAAAACGAUGGCACUUGUCUGGAUCGUAUUGGGGAGUACACCUGUAUCUGCAUGCCUGGAUUUGAGGGAACUCACUGUGAAAUAGAAGUGAAUGAGUGUAUCAGCUCCCCCUGUCUGAACCGGGGUAGAUGUGUCGACCAGGUCAGCCGCUUUGUCUGUGAAUGUCCAGCAGGCUUCAGUGGUGACAUGUGCCAGAUAGACAUUGAUGAGUGUUCCAGCACACCCUGUUUAAAUGGGGCCAAGUGUUUUGAUCGACCCAACGGAUAUGACUGUGAAUGUGCUGAAGGCUACACUGGUCAACUUUGUGAGGAGAACAUCAAUGAUUGCAUACCAGACCCAUGCCACCAUGGUGUUUGUAAAGAUGAUAUCGCCAGGUUCACCUGUGAGUGCGAGCCUGGAUACACAGGCCAAAUCUGUAACACUCAGAUCCAAGAGUGCAACAGCAACCCUUGUCAGAACGGAGGACGCUGCAUUGACCGUGUCAGUGCCUACCAGUGUAACUGCCUAUCAGGAACUUCUGGGUUAAACUGUGAGAUCAAUGAAGAUGAUUGUGCUAACAAUCCCUGUGAACACGGAAAGUGCCAGGAUGGCAUUAAUGAAUACAAAUGUGUGUGCUACCCUGGAUAUACAGGACUUAAAUGCAACGUAGAGAUCAAUGAAUGUAACUCAAAUCCAUGUAUGAGUGGUGGAACGUGCUUGGACAAGAUCAACGGGUUCCUGUGCCUGUGCCCGCCGAAUACCCACCCUCCCCUGUGUCUCUCUGGAACCGACCACUGUGCUCUGCAGCCGUGUGUACAUGGAGAAUGUAUUGAGGAGCAUCAUGGGUACCGCUGUGAGUGUAAAGCUGGCUGGGUGGGAGUGCACUGUGAGCAGGAAAAAAAUGAGUGCCAGUCCAGUCCGUGCCAAAAUGGUGGCACCUGUCUGGACCGACAUAAUGUCUACACAUGCUUAUGCCAGCCUGGCUUCAAUGGUGUGAACUGUGAGAAGAACAUAGAUGAAUGUGCAUCCAGGCCCUGUCAGAAUUAUGGCCGUUGUAUAGACGGUGUCAACAGUUACACCUGCCAAUGUAGUCCACCAUUCACAGGUAAACACUGUGAAGUGGAACUGGCUCCCUGUGCCUCUCAUCCUUGUCAGAGGGGAGGAGUGUGUCAUCCAACUGAAGACUACACCUCUUACUUCUGUUAUUGUCCUGCUGGUUGGCAAGGUCAGAGCUGCAGUGAGGAUGUAGAUGAAUGCAAAAAGAACCCUUGCAAAAAUGGCGGUCACUGCUUUAAUAACCCAGGCAGCUAUACGUGUAAAUGUCAAUCUGGAUACAGCGGACACAACUGUCAGACAGACAUUGACGACUGUUCACCCAUCCCAUGCCUGAAUGGAGGCUCUUGUGUGGACAAUGUUGGGGGUUUCUCCUGUGAUUGCCGCCUGGGUUUUGAAGGGGAGCGUUGUGAGACUGAGGUGGAUGAGUGCGCCAGCCAGCCCUGCAGGAACGGUGCCAUUUGCUGGGACUAUGUCAACAGCUUUGUGUGCGAGUGUAAACCGGGCUUUGAGGGAAUCCUGUGUGAACGCAACAUCAAUGAUUGUACUGAGAGCUCCUGUCUGAAUAAUGGGACUUGCAUUGAUGGCAAUGACUCUUUCUUUUGCCGUUGCCGUCCUGGUUUUUACGGGGAAUUCUGCGAGAACGAGAGGAAUGAGUGUGACUCUCAGCCUUGUAAGAAUGGUGGAAUAUGCACUGACGGCCUGGGAACCUACCGCUGCACCUGCCCCAUGGGAUACAAUGGACACAACUGCCAGAGCCCUGUGAACCUGUGUAACCAGGUGCGCUGUCACAACUGCUCUCAAACAGGAACCUCAUGGACCUGCCGCUGUCUAAUGGGAUGGACGGGACUUUACUGUGAUGUCCCCAACAUGUCUUGCCAGGACUUUGCUGCCCGGAAUGGUAUGGUAGUGGAGAGUGUGUGUAAGAAUGCUGGGCGGUGUGAAAAUGUGGGCAAGUCCCACCAGUGUCGGUGCCAGACAGGCUACACGGGUAGCUACUGUGAAGAGAUGAUUGAUGAGUGCCGGUCAAACCCUUGUCGCAACGGAGCUACAUGCAAGGACUACCAGGGCACAUAUGAGUGCAUAUGUAAACCAGGUUACCAGGGGGUGAACUGUGAGUAUGAUGUAGAUGAAUGCCAGUCUAAGCCCUGUCUCAACAGAGGAACCUGUAUUAACCUCAUCAACCGCUUCAUAUGUGUCUGCCCACGUGGAACACAUGGGCUCCAGUGUGAAGUGAACGAUGAUGACUGUGCUCCCACGCCCGGCUCCUGGGAACCCCGCUGUCGGAACGGAGGACAGUGUGUGGAUGGUGUGGGCCAUUACACAUGCUCCUGCCUGCCAGGAUUCACUGGAGAACACUGUGAGGGCGAUCUUAAUGAAUGCCACUCUGGGCCCUGCCACACUCCCGGUAGCCUCGACUGUGUGCAGCUGGUCAACGAUUACCAGUGCCGCUGUCGCCUUGGAUACACAGGUCGUCAUUGUGAGGCCAUGGUGGAUCUGUGUCUGUCUAAACCGUGCCGUAAUGGUGGCAUCUGCUCUAUGAACAUGAGCUCAGUACAUGGCUACACCUGUUCCUGUGUUUUUGGCUUUACUGGGCCAAAUUGUAAUGAAAUAGACAACAGAUGUGCAGAGCUACGUUGCCAGAAUGGUGGGCACUGUGAACAGUCACGAGAUGGCCGCCUGUACUGCAAGUGUCGACCAGGCUUUACUGGGAAACGCUGUGAGAAUGAACAGGGGUGUCCACAGACCUGCCAAAAUGGAGGAACCUGCGUUAGAGAUUCAUCCAACCAUUAUACUUGCAGCUGUUCCAUGAACUUUUCCGGACGUUACUGUGAGAACAACCUAACUGUACUACACUCUCCACACUGCCCCUAUGUGCAGUGUGAGCGCAAUUCAGGGGAUGGAGUGUGUGAUGUUCAGUGCAACAACUAUGAAUGCCAGUGGGAUGGUGGAGACUGCUCACUCAACCGGCAGAAGCCUUGGAUUAACUGCACUGCUAGCAUCCCCUGCUGGGAUUUCUUUAAGAAUGGACGUUGUGAUAAGGAGUGUGACAACCCUGGGUGCCUCUUUGACAGCUUUGAAUGCCAGGAGGCCCUACCGACCCCCUGCAAGUACGACAGAUACUGCGCAGACCACUACGGGAACGACAUUUGUGACCAGAGCUGCUCCACGGAGGCCUGUGGCUGGGACGGUCUGGACUGUUCUACUGACACUCCACCCAAACUGGCCGAUGGCACACUGGUUAUUGUGGUCCGGCUGCAACCUGAAGAACUGCUUGGAGACAUAAGGGGUUUCUUGCGCUCCCUGGGAGCCCUACUGCGCACCAACCUGCGGGUGAAGCUAGAUAGAAAUAAGGAACCAAUGGUGUAUGCUUACCAUAGAGAGGAUGAGGAGAAAGACCAACCUGUAAAGAGGAGCAGAAGCAAGCGGGAGCUGGAGAGGGAGGUUAUUGGCUCUAAGGUGUACCUCGAAAUCGAUAACCGUGAAUGUUGCCAGAGUUCUGUCAACUGUUUCUCUAGUGCUGAUGAGGCUGCGUCCUUUAUCGCAGCAGAACACAUCAAGGGUGAACUGCCUUACCCUCUAGUGUCUGUUAACAGUAAACCGACUGGGCCAAAUGAACCAAACCCUUGGAUAUUCUUGAUUGCAGUGGCAGUGGGCAUUAUUCUGCUUAUUCUGGUGAUUGGGAUGCUAGCAGCCAAGAGAAAGCAUAAACAUGGUGUCCUGUGGCUGCCUGAUGGCUUCUUGGCUAAUAAAAAUGACAAGAGGAGAGAGCCUGUUGGACAGGAUGACUUUGACAUGAAAAAUUUUAAGACCCAGAAUGGAACCAUGAUUGAUGGACUUCAGAAUCAGCAAUGGCUGGAAGAUGAAGCCUCAUGCAAGAAAUCAAGAACUGAGGACAAACCUUUGUUGCCCAUGGCUAUGGAUGGAAGUGUUGACCGAAGGGAAUGGACCCUGCAGCACCACAAGGCUGCUGACAUAACACUCACUCCCCCGCAGGCUGACCUGGAUGGUGACUGUCUGGAUGUUAAUGUUAAGGGACCUGAUGGUUUCACUCCAUUGAUGCUGGCAUCGCUGCGUAACUGUGGAGGCCCGGACUGCAGCCUGCAUGGAGAAGAGGAGGAGGAAAGUGGAGGAGAUGAACCAGGACCAAGCAUCAUCUCAGACCUGAUCAAUCAGGGUGCUUCACUGAUUGCCCAGACUGACCGCACAGGAGAAACAGCACUCCACCUGGCUGCUCGCUAUGCCAGAGCUGAUGCUGCUAAGAGACUGCUGGAUGCUGGAGCUGAUCCCAAUGCACAUGACAACAUGGGCAGAACUCCUCUGCAUGCUGCUGUUGCGGCCGAUGCUCAGGGAGUCUUCCAGAUUCUCAUCCGUAAUCGUGCAACAGAGCUGGAUGCCCGGAUGAAUGACGGCACUACUCCUCUAAUCCUGGCAGCCAGACUAGCUGUGGAGGGCAUGGUGGAAGAGCUGAUCCACUGCCACGCGGACAUCAAUGCUGUAGACGAUCACGGCAAAUCCGCUCUGCACUGGGCAGCUGCAGUUAAUAAUGUGGAGGCCACUCUUGUGCUUUUGAAGAAUGGAGCCAAUCGUGACAUGCAAGACAAUAAGGAGGAGACCCCACUCUUCCUUGCAGCCAGGGAAGGCAGCUACGAGGCAGCUCAGGUUCUCCUAGAUCACUACUCCAACCGCGACAUCACCGAUCACCUGGAUCGGCUGCCCCGUGAUACCGCUCAAGAACGUAUGCAUCAUGAUAUAGUUCGCCUGCUGGACCAGUACAAUUUGGUUCACAGUCCACACAAUGGGCCCAACCACAUUGGUGGGGUAGGAAACUCCUCCAUUAUGUGUGGGGCCAACGGGGGCUUCAUCGGCAUGCGCUCCGGGCCACAGGGAAAGAAGAGCAGGAGGAGUGGAGGUGGGGCAAAGGUGGGAGGUGUUGGAGGGGGAGCUAAGGAGCUAAAGGACAUGAAGGCAAAGAGAAGAAAGAAGCCUGCUGGAGGUGAGGGGGCAGGUGUGAGUGCUGGAGUGGGAGGAGGUACAGGAGGAGGGGUCGCGAAUGGUGCCAAGGCAGCAGGAGCACUUCCAGAGAGCUCUGUCACCAUGUCACCUGUUGACUCUUUGGAGUCACCACACUCAUACACAGGUGAUGUGUCCGCCGCCAUUUCUACCACAGCAAACUCCCCUCCUCUCCUGAGCAGCCCCACCUCCAGACCAAUGCUGCCCCCUGUCAGCCACAUGCUGGGACAGCAACAGAGCUGGGUGGGCAUGAGCAAGCACGGCUACAGUGGCCACAUGUUUGGCCUCAUACCGCACCAGAUGGGGGGAUCUCACCCAGGUGUGGGCCAACACCACAGCCAGGGCCCCAUGCUCACUCCCAUGAAUGUCACCAUGAGCAGGGAGCAGCUUCCACCCAUCGUGACAUUCCAGAUGAUGGCACCUGGUGGAGGCCAGGCUAUGUUAAAGCAGCCACAGCAGCACACACAGUCCCAGGGGCAGAACCAGAGUCAGGGUCGCUCCCAGCAGGGACCAGGCCACCCCCACUGCACCCAAGCUAUGAUGUACCAGAUGCCUGAGCAGAUGAGCAUGACGCAUGGGCUCUCCCACCCCCUGCAUCACCCCCACACCGUCAGCCACGAAGGCCACGGGGUGCCCUCCUGUACACCCAUGCAGAGCCCUGUGGAUAAAUACCCGACACCCCCUUCCCAGCACAGUUAUACCACUGCCAACUCAGAAGGCACCACCCCAGGCCACUCUGCCCACCCACCCAGCGAGCACCCAUAUCUCACCCCGUCACCCGAAUCCCCAGACCCUUGGUCAUCCUCUUCACCACACUCUACUUCGGACUGGUCUGAUGUCACCACCAGCCCCACCCCUCUGGGGAACCCCCACCAUGCACUGCCAUCAUCACACCGCACACACCUCCCGGAGCAGGUGCAGCGGCAGCCACAGGCGCAGCAGAUGCAGCAAGCCUCUCAGCAGACACAGCUCGGAAACAUGCAGGUGUUUGCGUAGGCUGACCAGAGGACAGCAUAAACAGAUGGACUUUGUUGUUUUAUGUAGUAAAAUAACAACUCAAAGCAACUCACUCGAUGCUUUUCU
Messenger RNA from Monopterus albus (swamp eel), 7848 nucleotides. RefSeq names its product notch receptor 2 (gene notch2). Lineage: Eukaryota; Metazoa; Chordata; Actinopteri; Synbranchiformes; Synbranchidae. Gene Ontology annotation, molecular function: protein binding; signaling receptor activity; calcium ion binding. Gene Ontology annotation, cellular component: plasma membrane; signaling receptor complex. The record is from RefSeq and is a predicted model, not a curated record. Gene Ontology annotation, biological process: regulation of DNA-templated transcription; apoptotic process; cellular response to tumor cell.